This is a messenger RNA of Panthera uncia (snow leopard), 12158 nucleotides long. It is a transcript of the gene CCDC122, whose product is annotated as coiled-coil domain containing 122. NCBI's taxonomy places the organism in Eukaryota, Metazoa, Chordata, Mammalia, Carnivora, Felidae. The transcript is spliced from 6 exons. The coding region runs from base 2930 to 3757 and encodes 275 amino acids. The record is from RefSeq and is a predicted model, not a curated record.
AUUUUUAAUAUUUGUUUAUUUUUGAGUGAGACAGAGAGUGGGCAGGGGAGGGGCAGAAAGAGAGAGAGAGAGGGAGACACAGAAUCCAAAACUGGCUCCAAGCUCCGAGCUGUUAGCACAGAGCCUGACUCAGGGCUUGAACCCAUGAACCAUGAGAUCAUGACCUAAGCCGAAGUCAGAUACUCAACCUACUGAGCCACCUAGGUGCCCUGAAGUGUAAACUUUAUAAGAAUGAACUUGAUCGUAUAUGACUUUUCUCUAAAUAAAGCUUUUUUAAAAAGUUUAUUUAUUUUGAGAGAGAGAGAGAGACAAAGAGCACAUGCAAGUGGGGGAGGGGCAGAGAAAGAGGGAGACAAACAAUCCCAAGCAGGCUCCAAGCUGAGUUCAAUGUGGGGCUCUAACUCACCAAUCCUGAGAUCCCCACCUGAGCUACAUGAUCUGAGAUGAAGUUGGAUACUUAACCCACUGAACCACCCAGGCACCCCAAAGCUAUUUUUUGUUUGUUUGUUUGUUUUUUAUUUUUGUUUUAUGUGUUUUGGUCAGUUUAACCCCAAGAGUCAUGAUAGAAAUAUAACAUAAAUAUCUUAAACAUUUUGUUUUAGCCUAAAACAACUAUAUGCUCAUUUGCCAAUCUACUGAGAAAGCCAUGGCGUUUUCUUUGCACAAGUUCUGAUUAGAGUUUUGUGUGGCAUUUCUUGCAUAAACUACACCUCUAAACCAUCAGCAAAGAUUUCCUAAGAUUUUAUUCCUUUAAGAGGAAAAUAAUUUAAAGGCACUUGCAGAGCUGUCUGAGUGCAGAUUUCUCCUUUAUAAUCUUUUAUUGUGAUCUCACACAUUCAAACAACUCACAGUUUGGGGGUCUUUCCAGAAUAUUAAACUUUAGAUUUUAAAGAAACAAUGAAAUUUAUUUUCACACUAUUUCAUCACUUUACAUAUUACUAAAUUAUGAAAGCACAAUAACAAGUACAACUGGCAUAAACAGGUUUGGGAACAAACACAGGUAACUCAGUGUCAGAUUGUACUGAUAGGAGCAGAAGUAGACAGAUUCACGGGAGAGUAGUUUCCUAACCAGUCAGCAUGAUGUGGGAAUUAGCAGUUUAUGAUUUAUAAAGGAAAUAGAAUGAGUUAAUUGGUUAGAGUUUUUAGUGUAAGUAGACUAAGAGAGCAACUACUAUACCUCUACAUUUUAAUUAUUUUACUGUGUGUCUAUCGCCUUCAUAGAGACGUAGAGCAUUCUGAGGGCAGAGAUAGUGCCUGGCUAUUAAAGGAAACUUUGGGGGAAACCCUAAAAGUUCUUCUGUCACCAUAUAAAUCUUUAAUCUUCUUAUGAAAACAAAUGAAAUUCUGAAAAACGAACAGUUGUUUUUAAGACAUUUACAUUAAUUCAUGGGUCCCUCAAGAAAAGUAAAUGUAAUAUUGCGCAUUUCCUUGUUAAAAGCUUAUAUUAAUUUCCUAAGGCUGCCAUAACAAAUUACCACAAACUGGAUAGCUAAAAGCGACAAAAAUGUAUUCUCUCGUAGUUAUGGAAGCAGAAGUCCCAAAUCUAGGUGUUCUCAUGACCAUGUUUCUUUCAAAGUGUCUCAUUUUCGUUGCCUCUUCAGCUUCUGGUAGCUCCAGGUGUUUCAUUCCUUGGCUUGGGGCUCCAUGUCUUGAGCCUCCUAUGGUCUUCUUAAUGUGCAUCUGAAUCUCAAAUCUCCCUCUACCUUUCUGCUGUAAGAACACUUGUGUGGAAAUAAUGGCCAACCAUAUGAGAAUAAGCAAAGAUUAUUUACUCAGAGUUUGCUAUGGCAAGGAAGUCAGCCACCAUCACUUGUGGGUUGGCAAAGUAGGAAAGCUUUAUAGUGGAAAAAAAGGAAAUCUUCAAGUAUACCCUGAUUAGAGGCAAUUGGCAUGGGGAAGCUGUAAGUGGGCUAACUAGAAGCAAGGCAUCCUAUGCGAUUGGUUAAGUGUGCAUAUUUGGCUUUCUCUGAUUGAUCCCAAGAUAGAAGUGGUGACAAAAAUUAGGGAAGCUGUCAGUUAUUCAGCAAACCAGCAAACACUGGUCAUUUGGGGCCAGUUGUUACAGAAGUUUUUGUUUGGCUUCUAGAAUUGUUAUUAGAGAUAGUGCUCUGGCUUCCUACAAGCCUGGCUUAUAGACAGCAGGAUGGUUUCCUGGUCUGGUUACUGUAGGAAACAGGUUGGUUUCCUGAGUUGGUUGCUGCCAAUUGUAGGUCAGAAUUCUGUAUUUAUAUAUGGUCUGCCCACUGUUUGCAUAGCCCAUCUCUCACCUGUCAUUGGAUUCAGGGCUAAUCCUAAAUCCAGGAUGAUCUCAUUUCAAGAUCCUUAACUACAACUGCAAACACCAUUUUUCCAAAUUAGCACAUUCACAGAUUCUGGAGUUUGGGACAUGGACAUAUAGGUGUGGGGGCACCAUUCAACCUACAAGCUCCUCUUGGUUUAGAAAUCAUGCUUACUUGUACACAGAGUAAAAACAAAAAACAAAAAACCUUGCUUCUUACUGUCCUGAAUGAAACACGUAGGUAGGUUGUGACUGGAUUUCAUCAUACACCUAUCAUUUCUAUUUGAAACAGUUGCCUAGCUAUCCCUUAAAACUUGGAUUCAAGCUGCGGAUCAAUCUUUGUAUGUUUACACUUUAAAACAAGACAUCUUGGUAGUCUAUUACUAGUGGACAUUCAGAGAAAUCUCACCUUUUGUAGAAAGCUAGAAGCAGGGUGGUUAAUGUAUUAAUGUUGCCUGUAUUGUCUUUGAUAGGAAGUUAAGGAACACUGCAAAUCCUGGUUUUUUUCUUUCUGUUUUCAGCAUCCUGAAACCUUAAUCACAUUGCCUAGUCAAAGAAGAGAGUAAUGACUACUCUUAGCAGAUCCCAACACACUAGUAUAUAAUAGGCACAAAAAAGGUGAAUCAAAAAAGGGGGAAGAGACACAGAAGAAUGUCAGGCAACAGAGAAAUGAAGAGUCAAGGAGUUCCUGAAGAAGCUCUGGCUAACCGAGGCACAUCUUCAUUAACUGCUGCUGUAGAGCAAGUUGCAAAGCAACAACAAUCACAAACAUCAGACAUAGAAAAAAAUAAAAAAGUUCUAUUCCAUUUGCAGGAUGAACUCCAUGAGCUUGAAAAACAAAUAGCAUCUGUCUCUGCAGAAACUAAAGAAACAGAAAGGCAAAUUUAUCAGCAAGAUGCUGCCAUCGAGAAUACCAAACUACAGUGUGGGAACCUGGAAACUCAAAUCAAAUCCUUACAUACAGAAAAUGUAAAGCUUAAAUUUGACAUAGAAGGAGCUCAAGAAGACUUUGAGGAACACAUGAUAAGAUAUAAUGAAUAUUAUGCAAAAAUAAAAGAGCAUAAAGAUAGUUUGUGGGAGGCUGGAAGCAAAAGGUCAUUCAUGACUACACUCCAUGAAAAACGAGAUCUUGUUAGAAAACUAAAAACAAUGAAAGAGGAACUUAUGCAAAAUCUCAAAAAUCCAGAAGGAAACCACAUAAAACAAGCACAGGAAGACAUUAUAAAGCUGAAGGCUAAAAUUAUAGCUGUAAAAGAAUCUAUCAUUGAAAAAACUUUCUUUCUUGAGGAAGAAGAAAAGACACAUGAAAAAUUAAGAAAAGAAAUAGAGGUACAACAUAAGAGAUAUAAUGCAAUUCUUAAGCGUUUGCAUUGUCAAGUGAACAAGCUUCGGUCAAAUAGAAGACAAUGGCAAUCGAACAUUCAACAACUGGAAAAAACUGCAGCUGAACUGAGAAAACGCAUUGGAAUGAAAUACUAACGUGGCUAAAGGGCAAUGUAGAACAUAGACUGUGCCAACAAAACAGAAAAUUCUUUGGAUUCUUAACAACCAGCAUCUACUACCAGAGGUCUGUCUUAAUAACAGAUGUAUUUUCUCUCUCUCUCUCUUUUUUUUUUUUUUUUGAAUCAGUUACCUGUUUACCUUCAAAGCCUACAAUUGACAACAGUAGAGAGACAAUAGGAAUGCUUAUGUAAGAAUAGUGCAAGAUUCUAUAUAAACACUUUGAGUGUAUAAGAUAAACUGUACUCAUGAUUCUUAUUUUAUAAAUGUGUUGUUUGCACUAUCAUAUGAGGUAAAAAUUUAGAAGGAAAGAAACACUUGAAGUUAUAAUGAUUUAUUUUAAAUGAUUUAUUUUAAAUGAUUUAUUUUAAAUGAUUGUUUCAAACAUUUUAUUAAAACUUGCUUUUUUACCGCUGCCUUCACAGUAGUCCAUAAAUAUUGACAUUUAUAAUAAUGUUGUUAUAUGUUCAGUGCUUCAGGUACUUUACUCAGUUUUUUAUUCUGAAGGUAGCAAUCAUUUUUUUCUUUGUUAUUAGAUAACAUAAUUUUAGAGUGUUGCAAUGCAUAAAAUUUUUUACUUUUCUGUCUGUAAAUUUGUUAGUAAUAUUCUGUGAUGAAAUUGAUGUUAUAGCAUCGUGCAAGGUAAAUAUGAGCUCUUAAAAAAAGAAUAUUAACCAGUAUACACUACCAUGUAUUUUUUCUCACUGAAAGUCAUAUACUAUGUCCAUGGCAACAUUUCAAAAUUUAACUUGAUACUAAGAUAAAAAUCCUCCUUCUUAUGGCUCCAUUGAAUCAAAUUUUUAGGAACAAAAAAGUAUUGAAGAUAAUGGUUUUUAAAUAUUUACUUUUAGGACUUAAUGCUUUGAAAGCAACAACAUCAAAAAGGUAUCUCAAGUCCAUUUUCUCCUCACCUUUCUUUGUGCCUACGACUAAGUAAGAGGAUAGUUGAUAUAAAACCUGACAUAAAUAAUCUUGUUAUGUCUAACAUUAAUAAUCCUAUUAUGAAUUAGCAUGGCUCAAUAUGGCUAACAUGUCAAAUAUCUUUGCUGUUAACACAAUCAGCCUUGGUGCAUGACUCAGAAAUGCAGUUAGACUAAAAAUGGCUAAACCUGCAGAUUGUAGAGAGUAUCCACUAUGCUCAGCGGAAGACAAGGCUGACACAAAGGCUGAUGAUAUAAAAAAUAUUUCAGUGUAAUUUGCAUAUUUAAAAGGUUAUUUUUAUAAUUAUACUUUAUAAUUUUAUUUACAGUUUAUAAUAGGAAAAUUCUAGCUUUCUAAACUUUUUAAGCUUAUAAUAGGUUUCAAAAUAUUUGUACGUGAUAGCUAAACACCUUGAGUUAUAUUUGUGAAAGUUAUUUUUAAAUUAAGAUAGAAAAAUAGGUUUAAUCUGCUUAAGAUAAUGUGCUCUAUUUGAGAAAGUUGUUUUUAAUGUAGUUUUCUGAAAUACCCAUGAUAACAAUACAUGUACCUAUUUUAAAUUUUGUGACAGAUGAAAGAAUUAUUUGAAAGAGAAAUUCUUUUCUUUCCUUUCUCUUUCUAAUCUUGAAAAUCAUUUCAGAUGAUGGAGGCUUUCAGAUUAACCAAGAAGAACUAAAACUUGAGGUAUCCUCAAGCCUGAUCAUAUAGUUAGUGGAUAUGAUAUCUCAACAUAAUCAUAAACUCUGAAGUUAGAAAAUGAAGUAAUUUUUUAAAUUUCUCUAUAGCCGAAUCUAGAUUAGAAUAUGAGCUCUUCUGCUUAAUGGCCUUUGUCACAUACACUUUUACCUUACAACUCAGUCUAUUUUGAGUAAUCAUUCAGUUCAGAUUCUCCUUCUUCUCAUUUUCUUCUUGGAGGUAGUCUAAAUUCCUGGAGCAGGGGAUGGGCAGUACACUUACAUUGUUUGUCAUCAGGGGAAGGGUCCUGGUCCAAGCAGCAUUCUCACUGGCCUCUGCAGAGCUGUAACCCAUCUUCUUGGUCUUGAGGAGUUUGCCUAUGCCACACCUGCAGUUGUUGUCUCUAAUUAAUGUGGUCAGCCUCCUCACCCAAUCACAAGGUCUCUUCUGCUCAUGUUUACUUCUCUUUUUCUGUAUGUAGGACAAAUUUUACCUCGUUGGGGCCUGUUAUUCUACUCACGAAUUCUUCCUUACUCUUUGAUUCCUGGUAUAAAAUGAGUCUUUCAAGUCUCUCAGUGCUUUGGAGCUCAGCAAAGUUUUCUCUCAAAAUGCCCCGUGUUCUGCAAAGGAAAGCUAUGAUUUUAACACUAUUGUGUCUACUGUGGACUCUUUCAAAAGCCUAAUGUGAAGCUCAAAGCUGAUAAAUGACUUCUAAAUUCUGAGUAGUUGUGUCCUGACUCUAGCCUGCUAAGUUCUCUUAUCUAAAUGAUCAGGAAAAGGUAAGUAGUACAAGGAAGCAGUGGGAGGAAAAAAACCUACAGUUAUAUAUCAAAAUAUUACUUACUACAUGUGCAAUCUAUAGGCAAAUUAUAGUUGACCAAUGUGAAUAAAUUGAUAUCUACUUUUAAGUCAUAUAUUAACAGUGGUGAUUUCCAUUGUCAAAGCAGCUAUCAUAGGCACUGUCAUGGACAGUAUAAAUGAUCUAUAUGUUAUCUGUUAGGCCAUGUUAUUCUAGUCAAUUGAUUACUCAUGUUAUUUUCUAAAAGACUAAAGAUAUGAAAUAGCAAAAAUAGUAACAUAAUUGAGCAACUAUGCAAUGCCCUAUUUGGCAAUUUGCAUACAUUAAUUCAUUUACUCUUCAGAAUAAUGAGAAUAAUGGCUUAAAGUAUAUAUUAUUGUCCUUGACUUACAGAUGGGGAAACUGAGGCUUAGGGACUUGCUUAAGAUCUUAUCACACAGCUCAUCAGGGGCAGAGUUGAAAUUCAUUGCCCUAUUUUUUUUAGCUACAUAAAAUAUCCUGCAAGAAAUGAUCCCAAAGCAAGCCUCAAUUUUACAAUUUUAUUAUUAAAUAAAUAUUUUAUUUGCAUAUUUAAUCAAUUUUUAAAAUAAAUUACAAGGCAUAAGACAAAUUUAACUUAAAGGAGAAAUCUUAUGGUUAAAAAAAGGGGGGAGUUCCACAUAUAGGUCACCACACCGUCCUAACAAGUGAAAAGUUAAUAGGCUGAAAAAUCAAUAACUCUUCUUGGAUCCCUAAGAGGUGAGGACACAAGGGAAACCACUGUCUCUGAAGAUGGAGACACAGGUAGGCAAAUACAACAAGGCACUGCUGGCCAGAACAGAGACUCACAAACCGCCAUAGGAAACAGUGUCAGGACAGGAAAACCUAACUGUAAUUGAUAAAUUUCUGGAGUCCUGGCGUACUCUAAGAGUUAAAAACCCCAGGGGAACCCAGGCAGAGGUAGGUCCCCACAAUACUGUGAGAUUUAUCUCCAGAUAAGAAUUACAACUGACUUCUCCUCAGGAACCAUACAGGCAAGAAGAGAGUGGUGUGAAAUAUUUAAAGUGUUGACAGAAUAAAAUCCACCAACCUAGAAUUCUGUACCCUAUGAAAUUAUCCUUCAGAAGUGAAGGAGAAAUAAAGACUCUCAGACAAAUUGAGGGAAUUUAAUGCAGUAGACCUACCUCACAGGAAAUGUUAAAGAAGUUCUUUAGAGAAAUAAAAAAUAAUAUAAGUCAGAAACUUGAAUCUGUAUAAAGUAAGGAAGAGUAUCAAAGAAGGAAUAAGUGAAGGUAAAAGGAAACAUUUUAUUUUUCUCAUUCUUUUUUUCUUUUAAUUUUAGUUAGGUAACAUACAGUGCAAUAUUGGUUUCAGGAGUAGAAUUCAGUGAUUUGUCAUUUGCAUACAUCAUCCAGUGCUCAUCACAAAAAGUGCCCUCCUUAAUACCCAUCACCCAAGUGGCCCAUUCCCCACCCACCUAAUUCCACCAACCCUCAGUUUGUUCUCUAUCAUUGAGAGUCUCUUGUGGUUUGUUUCCCUCUCUCCUUUCUCCCUGCUUCCCAUAUGUUCAUCUAUUUUGUUUCUUAAAUUCCACAUAUGAGUGAAAUCAUAUGGUAUUUGUCUUUCUCUGUUUGACUUAUCUUGCUUAGCAUAAUACCUUCUAGCUCCAUCCAUGUCAUUGCAAAUGGCAAGAUUUCAUUCUUUUUGAUGGUUGAGUAAUAUUCCAUUGUAUAUGUAUACCACAUCUUCUUUAUCCAUUUAUCAGUCAGUGGAUAUUUGUGCUCUCUCCACAGUUUGGCUAUUGUUGAUAAUGCUGCUAUAAACAUUGGGGUGCAUAUACACCUUUUGUAUCCUUUGGGUAAAUACCUAAUAGUGCAAUUGUACCCUUCUCAGGGUCCUCACCAACCCCUGCUGUUUCCUGAGUUGUUAAUUUUAGCCAUUCUGACUGGUGUGAGGUGGUAUCUCAUUAUGGUUUUGGUUUGUAUUUCCUUGACAAUGAGUGAUGUUGAACAUCUUUUCAUGUUUCUGUUAACCAUCUUGAUGUCUGCUUUGGAAAAGUGUCUAUUCAUGUCUUUUGAUCAUUUCUUCACUGGAUUAUUUGUUUUUUUGGGUAUUGAGUUUGAUAAGUUCUUUAUAGAUUUUGGAUGCCAAGCCUUUAUCAGAUAUGUUGUUUGCAAAUAACUUCUCUCAUUCUGUAGGUUACCUUUUCAUUUUGUUGAUUGUUUCCGUCACUGUGCAGAAGGUUUUUUAGCUGGAUGAAGUCCCAGUAGUUCAUGUUUGCUUUUGUUUCCCUUACCCCUGGUGUAUUUUUCUUAUUCUUUUUUUAAAAAAUUUUUUUAACGUUUGUUUAUUUUUGGGACAGAGACAGAGCAUGAGUAGGGGGAGGGUCAGAGAGAGAGGGAGACACAGAAUCUGAAACAGGCUCCAGGCUUUGAGCUGUCAGCACAGAGCCCAACGCAGGGCUCGAACUCACGGACCGCGAGAUCAUGACCUGAGCUGAAGUCGGACGCUUAAUCAACUGAGCCACCCAGGUGCCCCAUAUUUUUCUUAUUCUUAAUUGAUAUAACAGAUAACAAUUUGCUCAAAAUAAUAAUGUUAGCAACAAUGUAUUCAAAUAUACAUGCUUAUAUAUAUACAAAUAUGUUAUGAAUGCUUCUAUAUGUGAAAUGAGUGAUGGCAAUGAUAGAAGGUAUGGAAGGAAAGAAUUAAGAUUAUUUUGUUAUUAAAAGAUAUUCAUACUACCAGUGAAAUGGUAUAGUGUUACUUGAAAGUGGACUUGGUUUGGUUGUAAAUAUAUAUUUCAAACUCAAGGGCAAGCACUAAGAAAAGUUAAAAAAUAAGUGUAACUGAUAUUCUCCAAGAAGAGAAAAUGGAAUCAUAUAAAAUGCUUGACUAAAACCACAAAAGGCAGGAAAAAAAGUGAGAGACAAAAAUGGGAACAAAACACAAGGGCAAAAAUCGAAAACAUUAACAAAUAUGCUAGAUAUGAAUCCAGCUAUAUCAGUUAUCACUAUGAAUGUCAAUGAUGUAAAUGCACCAAUUAAAGACAGAGAUUAUCAGAGUGGAUCAAAAAACACAAGUCAUAUGUUGUCUAUAUGAAGCCACUUUAAAUAUAAAUACACAUACAGAUGAAAAGUAAAUGGAUAGAGAAAAAUAUACCAUGCUGACAUUAAUCAAAAGAAAACAGGAGUAGCUAUAUACUUUCAUAACGGAGCAGACUUCAAUGUAAGGAAAGUUAUUAGAGAUUAAGAAGGACAUUACAUAGUAAGAAAGGGGUCAAUUCUUUAAGAAGACAUAAUAAUUCUUAAUGUGGAUGCAUCUAACAACAGAGCAUCAAACUAUGUGGGGCAAAAACUGAUAGAACUGCCAAGGAAAAAUAGAUAACUCCACUAUCAUAGUUGCAGACUUCAACAUAACUCUAUCAGAAAUGGACAGAUUCACCAAAAGAAAUUCAGUAAGGACAUCGUUGAAUUCAACAACGCCAAUCAACUGGAUACAACUCACACCUAUACACUACUUCAUCCAACAACAGCAGAAUACAGAUUUUUCUCAAGCUUACAUAGAACAUUCACCAAAAUAGACAAUAUUCUGGGCCAUAAAACAUACCUUAACAAAUUUAAAAGAGUAGAAAUCAUAAAACAUUUGCUCUCAGACUAUAAUGGAAUUAAACUAGAAAUCAAUAACAAAAGAUAACUGGAAUAAUCCCCAAAUAGGUAGAGAUUAAACUACAUACUUCCAAAUAAAUAGAUCAAAGAAGAAAUCUCAAGAAAUUAUAAAAUAUUUUGAACUAAAUGAAAAUGAAAACACAAUUUAUCCAAAUUUGUGGAACACAGUAAAAGCAGUGCUUAGAUGGAAAUUUAUGGCAUUGAAUGCAUAUAUUAGAAAAGAAAAAAAAUCUAAAAUUAAUCAUCUAAACUUCCACAUUAGGACGCUAGAAAAAAAACCAGUAAAUUACAUUCAAAGUAAGUAGAUGAAAAGAAAUAAGAAUUAGAGCAGAAAUCAAUGAAAUAAAAUGCAGGAUAUCAGUAGAGAAAAAUCAAUGAAACCAAAAUCUGGUUCUUUGAAGAAAUCAGUAAAAUUACUGAACCUCUAGCUACAUUAACUAAGACAAAAAGGACAAGUCACAAAUUUCUAAUAUCAGAAAUGAAAGAGGAGACAUCACUAUAGAUCUCAUGGAAAUUAAAAGGAUAAUAAAGGAACACUAUGAAUAGCUCUAUGCCCAUAAAUUUGAUACCCUAAAUGAAAUGGACUAAUUCCUUGAAUGAUAUAAUCUGCCAAAACUGACACAAGAAAAAACAGAUGAUCUGAAUAGGCUUAUAUUUAUUUAAGGAAUUGAAUCAAUGAUUCAUCACAUUCCAAAACAGAAAGCCCCAAACCCAGAGGGUUCAGUGGUAAAUUCUGCCAAACAUUUAAAAAUUACACCCAUUCUCUAUAAUCUCUUUCCGAGGAUAGAAGCAAAGGGAAUACUUCUUAACUCAUUCUAUGAGGCCAGCAUUAACCUAAUACCAAAACCAGACAAAAAAAAUUACAAGAAAAUAAAACUAUAAACCAAUAUCUCUCGUGAACAUAAAUUUAAAAAUCCUCAACAAAAUAUGAGCAAAUCAAAUCCAAAAAAGUAUAAAAGAAAUUGUAUGCCAUGAUCAAGUGGGAAUUGUCAUAGGUACACAAUUAUGGCUCAACAUCCAAAAAUCAAUUAACAUAAUCCAUCACAUCAACAGACUUAAAAAAGUAAAAUCAUGUGAUUAUAUCAAUAGAUACAUAAAAAUCAUUUAACAAAUCCAAAUCCCAUUUAUAAUAAAAACACUCGGUAAAGUAACAAUACAGGAGAACUUUCUCAACUUGAUAAAGACUAACCACAAAAAAAUUCUACAGCCAACAUCAUACUUAAUGGUAAGAAACUCAAAGCUUUCCCAUUAAGAUUAGAACAAGGCAAGGAUACUUUCUCUCACCAUUCCUUUUCAACAUCACACCGUAAGUCCUUGCUGAUGCAAUAAGGUGAGAAAAAGAAAUAAUAUGUAUACAGAUUAGGGAAGAUAUAAAACUGUUCAUAGAUGACAUGAUAAUCUAGGUAUAAAACUGAAAACAAUUGAAAAAAAGAACAAGCUGCUGGAACCAAUAAUCAAUUAUAGCAAAGUUUCAGGGUAAUAUAAAAAAGUCAAUGCUUUUAUAUAACGAUAGUGAACAAGUAGAAUAUGAAAUUUAAAACAAUACCAAUUACUUAGCACCCCUAAAAAUGAAAUACUUAGGUACAAAUAUAAUAAAAUAUGUGCAAGAUCUAUAUAAGAAAAACUAAAAAACUCAGAUGAAGGUGUUCAAAGAACUACAUAAACGGAGAGAUAUUCCAUGUUCACUGGUAGAAAGACUCAUUAUAGCCAACAUGUAAGUUCUUCCCAAGGUGAUCUACAGAUUCAAUUCAAUCCCAAUAAAAAUCCCAGUAAGUUAUUUUAUGGAUAUUGACAAACUGAUUGUAAAGUUUAUAGAGGGAGGCAAAAGACUAAAGACUAGCCAGCACAGUAUUGAAGAGGAAAAACAAAGUUGGAGCACUGACCUUAUUUGACAUCAAGACAUACUAUCAAGUUGCAGUAAUCAAGAUGGUGUUGUACUGGUGAAAUAAUAGGUAAAUGUACAUAUAGCCACAUAAAGAGACCCACAUAAAUGUAUCAACUGAUCUUUGGCAAAGGAGCAAAGGUAAUACAGUGGGGCAAAGAUAGUCCCAUUCAACAAAUGGUGCUGAAACAAUUGGAUAUCCACCUGCAAAACAACGAACCUACACACAGACCUUACACCCUUCACAAAAAUUAACUCAAGGAGUGUCUGGGUGGCUCAAUUGGUUAAGCAACUGACUCUUGAUUUAGUCUCAGGUCAUGCUCUCAUGGUCUGUGAGGUCAAGCCCCGCAUUGGGCUCUCUGCUGACAGCACAGAGCCUGCUUGGGAUAUAUUCUCUCACUUUCUCUCUCUCUCUCUCUCUCUCUCUCUCUCUCUCUCUUUCCCUGCCCCUCCCCCACUCAA